UGAAAUAUAGUUGUAGAAAGCUAUCUUCAUUCGAUUAAAACAGUUUGAAAAAAUCCGACAAUCUUAUGAAGCCCGAGAGUUUUUCUGGGAAGUAAUUUUUGUUAAUUAUUUAAUAAUAUUAUGCUAUGUACCGAACGCGUUCAAUAUUACACGGUUGCCAACAUGAGGCGUGGCCGUACGCGGAUAUCGGUACUGAUAACAGAUAACAACGAACGACGUCCACGCGUGAGAACAAAUCACGCACGACAAUGGGCGGUGCCUUACUUAGUAAACGGUCGUGAUUGGCGCAAAGGCGGAGCCUUCGCAAUAGUAUCGACGCAAUAAUGCACAACGCCUAUUGACCGGUGGUGCGGAUCACAAAUUCGAUUAGAACGUUCAAGACUCCCGAACGAGAAAGAAGAUCGUAAAGGAAAUAAAGGAAUUACAUCAAAAAUAGAUAAUUAUAGCUCACUGGACAAGGAGGACCUCCCUAAAAAUACUGAAAUGCACUCAUCAAUAUUUAAAGAUAAGUGGUAUUAUUGUCAUCUGCUCACUUUUUCUUGUAGUAUUACUAUAUAGGUAUUAUAUUUUAUGAUUAGUAACUUAGGUAGGUACUCGUUAAUUAUUAUAUAGCUGUAAUGGUUUUUCGUAGCUAUAUAUCUAGGUAUAUUAAUGAAAACUGUUGUAGGUAUUUGCAAUAAUAUGAAAAUAGAAUUUAAAAUAAUAAAUAAUUAGAAUAAUAUUUUUAAACUAUACCUACAAAAUAUACUGCACCUAACAGGGACGUACACAGGGGGGUGUUUUGGGUGUUCAAACACCCCCCGAAAUAUUUGGUUUUUGUAUGGUUAUUUAUUUAUUAAAUUUCAAUAUUAAUUUUUAUAUUAUACUUUAAUAGACAGGUAUAAUAUUACAUUGUGUUUAUGAAAAACCUACUAAAGGAAAAUAAAAUUAUACCUAUUGUGUAUUGACGUGGGUAAAAAGAAUUCUAAAAUGUGCACAGACAUGGGAAAUACCAAAACUAUACAUGACGGAACAAUUACUGCGAAUUGUAGUGUUAUAAUUUAUAAAUAAUGACGUUUCUAUUCGCUUGCGUUCGUUCGUGUUCGGGCUCUAAUGUAAACGCACCUUUAUAAUAUUUUGUUAUCGACAUUAUCGUUAAUGUUUUUGUUUUGUAUCUGAAACGAGGCACGAAAAGUGACAAUAUUAUACUAUUUUAUUUCUUAACUCUCAAGUUGGUUUAUAAUAUUAUACUAAUAUAAAGUAUGGAAUCGUCAAAAAAAAGAAACACUUUACUUUCUUAUUUCUCAACAAAUAAAAAAUCUCGAACUGAGAAUAAUGAGGUGCGUGAUAGUUUUUAUUUUUUUUGUUUAUUAAUAUUUUAACUUGUUUUCUAAUGUUGAUUGUUGCGCUAUUUAGGCACCAGCAGAAAUAGAAAUUGAAUGUUUAUCGACAUCGCCAACGUCAAAAUCUGUAGUAGUAGACAGUCAACUUGACCCCCCUAAUGACGUGGCUAAUUUUUGUCGAAAAUCACUAAAUGAUAACUAGAAAUAUGAACUUAUUGUAAAAGCAUGGGUACCUGAUAUUACCUGUAAAUUUCCAACUUCAAGUAAAUGGAAAUUAAAAUUUCAACAUUCUUGGUUGCGGUCUUUUCCUUGGUUGACGUAUUCAGCAAUCGAGGACGGAGCCUAUUGUAGAAUUUGCGUCUCAUUUUCCCAAAAAAAUGCAGUUGGAAGAAACCCCUUGAAAAAUUUAAAGAACAUCAAAAUAAAUUAUCCCAUAACCGAGAAGAUUUCCUGUGCUUUGUUCCAGUUGAGAUUGUUACAGGGGAAGGACUUGCAAAUACGCUUCUGACCACUUUAAAUGCCCUUGGUGUAAACACACUUUUUAUGAAAGGACAAGGUUACGAUGGAGCGCGUGCCAUGAGUGGACAAUACAAUGGUUGUGCAGCUAUAAUUAAAAAAAUCUGUCCAGAGGCUGUUUAUGUGCACUGUGCUAAUCACAACUUAAAUUUAGCAAUAACACAUGCUAAGGUGGGUGGAACAUUUAAACUCACUCAGUUUAUUCUAUGAUGUUUUUGAAUAUAUAUGCUCUGCGCUUGAAGAACUGGAAGUAACAACCUGUAAAGUUGAUGGAGUACAACCACACACUCUUCUUUUAUCAAUUUGUACACCUCAAUUUAUUGUUGCAUUAUUAGUACUAAAACCGAUUUUUAGCUUGACUAAAAAUCUUAGCUUAUCAUUGCAAAAAGUAGAUUGCGAUUUAAGCAGUUGCGUUCAGUAUUCAAAUAAUUUGUAUGAAGAAAUCAAUCAGAUGAGAGAAAAUGCAGAAAGUAAUUUUAAAAACGUAUUUAAACAAGCUAUGGAAAUGGCAGAAAAAACCGGUGUCCAAAUGAUCAUUCCUCGGCGUGUUAAAAAUCAAAUACAUCGUGAAAAUUAUGCAGGCAACCCUGAAGCAUAUUAUCGUAAAUCGAUAUUUAUUCCAUUUUUAGAUCAUUAUCUGGAUCAAUUAAGCUCAAGAUUUCUUGACCAUAGUACACUACUUUUAAAAAUACAGAAUAUUUUGCCGUCGAAAUGUAUAGCGUUGGAUACAGAUGGAAUUAAAGAAACAGCACACACUUUAAUAAUAGAAUGGCCAAAUGAGAUACUUGGAACAUCAGAGGACUUAAUAGCCGAAAUAGUUAUGUGGCGAAGGCAUUAUUUGGGCAUGCCAAAUGAAAAUCGACCAGUAUGCUUUAUCCAAGCUCUAAACCAAUGCAAUUCGACACUGUACCAAUCAGUUCAUCGAUUUUUGCGUAUUGGUGCAACGCUCCCAGUAUCCGUAGCUACAAGUGAACGCUCGUUUUCUUCCCUUCGUAGAUUGAAAACGUAUUUACGUAACAAAACAGGCGAAGAAAGAUUAAAUGGAUUAACAUUGUUAAAUGUACAUAGAGACAUAGAAGUGAAUUGUGAAGAUAUCCUUAACAUAAUGGCUAAAACUACAAGAAAAUUAGAUUUAGUAUUGUAAUUUUUUUUGUUUUUAUUUUAAAAAAGUAUUGUAAGUACUAAGUAUAACUAAUUUUCUUAAAAAAAUUUCGUAUGUUUAUUAAAAAAAAAGUUCUACUUUUCAGCAACUGAUUUUCAAAAACAACCCCCGAAACUUUUUUCUGCGUACGUCCCUGCGGCACCUAAUAAAUAAAUAAUACAAUUGUUAACAUUUUACUAACUACAAAUAAUAAUAAAAAAAUACAAAAACAAUAUUAAAAUAAUAUGAAUAAUAUUAUAAAUUAAAUACAAUAUAUCUACUUGUAAAACAUUAAAAAAAAAAAAUGUAUUAAUAUUUUUUUUAAUUGAUAAAUACUGAGUUUUUUUAUACAACAUUAAGGGUAUAACAUUAGGUAUAUGAAUCAAAUUAUAUUUGAAUUACCUACAUAAUUUUUCACCAAGUACAACGUAGAAAAUUUUAAUAUAAUAGGUACUGC
This is a messenger RNA of Aphis gossypii (cotton aphid), 3436 nucleotides long. RefSeq names its product 52 kDa repressor of the inhibitor of the protein kinase-like. NCBI's taxonomy places the organism in Eukaryota, Metazoa, Arthropoda, Insecta, Hemiptera, Aphididae. Bases 2002 to 2982 code for a protein of 326 amino acids. Gene Ontology annotation, molecular function: protein dimerization activity. The transcript has 5 exons. The record is from RefSeq and is a predicted model, not a curated record.